UCUUCAAGUAACCAAAAUGAAGCACUUGCGGAGACAUGGUUUACAACCAACGUUCCAAGUGAUAGAACCACUACCAUCUCCGAUGACAACACCGACAAAUCCACCAUCUUCUCAAGCACCGCCUUCUCAAGCACCACCUUCUCAAGCACCGCCUUCUCAAGCACCACCUUCUCAAGCGACAACAUCGCUAGCUGUGCAAACGAUAGAACCACAUCUUUCUCCGGUGACAACAACACCAACUACUGUGCAAGCGACAGAAGCAACACCUUCUCAAGUGACAACACCAAGAUCAGUGCAAGAGACAGAAACAACACAUUUCCAAGAGACAUCCUCUCACUCUGAAGAUGUGGUAGAAGAUGAGCCAGAAAUUUCUCAAAAAAGGAAUUUUACAUUUUGGGAUGUAGAAGUCAUUAAUGAGGCGGGACAUAUUUCAAAGACACACUUAAGGGUAUCAGACGUGCUUGAAGCUCCUCCUAAUGUUAGCAGAAUAAUAACUAGAUGGAAUUCAAAUGGGCAACCGGUAGGAUCAGCUGCUGGUUUGUUAGGCGGUUUUUUGGGUGAAAUUGCAAGGAAGUUUAAGGAUUUUCCUAUAAUGUACGACAAUUGGAAACUAGUUCCAUCGACAAGAAAAAAUGAAAUUUUUAAGGAUAAAAUACAGGUAUCAAUUAUAAACAACUGAAUAUUCUUUAUU
Messenger RNA from Cicer arietinum (chickpea), 691 nucleotides. RefSeq lists its product as uncharacterized. Lineage: Eukaryota; Viridiplantae; Streptophyta; Magnoliopsida; Fabales; Fabaceae. The record is from RefSeq and is a predicted model, not a curated record.